Molecule: messenger RNA, 1430 nt
Organism: Balearica regulorum gibbericeps (East African grey crowned-crane)
Lineage: Eukaryota; Metazoa; Chordata; Aves; Gruiformes; Gruidae
Source: RefSeq, a predicted model, not a curated record
CCUAAAUUCCUGGGAGACAGCAAGCCGCCCAUAGUGGCUGCAGUCCUUCGAGCCAUCCACAGAAAUGAGCAGCCGACGGGAUUACAGCUUGUACUGUACACUGAUACACAACCCACAAGAUCGAGGGUCCAGGUGGUUGUUUCGAGCAUCACAGGAUCAAGUAGAUGGAAACUCUGUGCCGACACCUCAGUAAUAAAUUCCCAUAAAGGAUCGGGUUCUCUUAAAUGGGGUAAAGAUUGCCAGGACUACCAGAUUGCUACUCAGAUUGCAACAGGGCAAUUUGCUGCUUACCCAGCUAUGCGGAUGAAGCUGGAGUGGCCAAAAGUACCUUCAGCAGUCCGAACAACCGCAAGAUGGUUCUACUCAUUUCUUCCAGGAGCUGCAUAUGUGCUUGGGUAUUCCCAAAAGCAAUGGCGUGGUCCCUCGCACCAGGCAACCUUGGUUAUGGCUCUGACAUCUCCAAGAACCUGUGAUGUGAUCCUCAAGCUACCUGAGCUCAUAAUUUACGAGCGAGCCAUCAGGCUUCCCCUGCCAUUCCCUUCAAGUCCAGAUACACCGAUCUCAACACUGCCAUCCCCUGCCCGGAACGACUUUUCCCAAGCAACGCUUUCAAUCAUUGAAAACCUUAAAGCUCAUUGUUCAGUUCUCCAAAAUACAAUCACAACCUUCAAUGGAGUUGAAUUUAACUAUUCAAUGCCUGCAAAUUGCUACCAUGUCUUGGUGCAGGACUGUAGUCCAGAACUGAAAUUCCUGGUGAUGAUAAAGAGACCUGAAGAGUCUGCUGACCUUACAGCAAUAAAUGUCAGACUCGCCAGCCAUGAAGUUGACAUGUAUGUUUCCAAUGGACUCGUCCAGUUGAAGAUUAAUGGUGUUCAAGCCCCAACAGAUGUUCCAUACACAUCUAAUUCUGAUGCAAGCAUGCUGAUCAGCAGCCAAAAGGACGGCUUGUCGCUAAAAGCCCCGGAUUAUGGCAUAGAUAAACUAUAUUAUGAUGGGCAUAGACUUGAGAUUCAGGUUGCUUUCUGGAUGGCUGGAAAAACAUGUGGUAUUUGUGGAAAAUAUGAUGCUGAGAAGGAAAGGGAAUAUCAAAUGCCCAGUGGAUAUUUAGCUAAAGAUGCAGUGAGUUUUGGUCAGUCCUGGAUCAUCUCGGAAGACCCCUGUGCUGGAGCUUGUAAGCUGCAGCGCAAAUUUGUCAAAAUUGAGAAGCCGGUUGCAUUUGAGAAGGCGGCAGCAAAAUGUUUCUCGGUGGAGCCAGUGCUGCGCUGCGCAGAAGGCUGUUCACCAACCGCGGCUGUUCCCAUCUCCGUGGGCUUCCACUGCGUACCAGCUGACUCCGCUCUCGACCUGGAAGGCCAGAUUAGGUUUGACCAGAAAUCGGAGGACGUCGUGAGCACGGUUUCUGCUCACACGGCGUGUUCCUGCCAACAGCA